CGGAGGGAGGGGAAAGAGGCGAAAGGGAGUGGAGUGCACGGUUACCCGGGCAGCCAUUGCUAGAAAUUUGUACGAUAUCGUGAGCGUGAGCUCGAGUGUCGUACGGUAUACGAACGAAAAAUCUAGGAAGAUCAGCGGCCAUCCUCUUAGCAAAGUGGUCUGUGUAAAAAUCUAGACGCACACGAGAGCCUGGCCUGAUGGCUGAGACCGACAAGUUGAACAUCGACAACAUCAUCGCUCGGCUUUUAGAAGUACGAGGAGCCAGGCCAGGUAAAAAUGUUCAGUUAACAGAAGUGGAGAUUAGAGGACUGUGUCUCAAGUCGCGUGAAAUUUUCCUUUCGCAACCCAUUCUUCUAGAACUCGAAGCACCAUUGAAAAUAUGUGGUGACAUUCACGGACAAUAUUAUGACCUGUUGCGAUUGUUCGAAUACGGUGGUUUUCCUCCUGAAAGCAAUUAUCUCUUCCUGGGAGAUUACGUCGAUAGAGGGAAACAAUCGUUAGAGACCAUCUGUCUUCUUCUCGCGUACAAGAUCAAGUACCCAGAAAAUUUUUUCUUGCUAAGAGGAAAUCAUGAGUGUGCGUCCAUUAAUAGGAUAUAUGGAUUUUAUGAUGAAUGUAAACGUCGCUACAACAUUAAGCUAUGGAAAACGUUUACCGAUUGUUUCAAUUGUCUACCAGUCGCCGCUAUAGUAGAUGAAAAGAUAUUCUGCUGUCACGGAGGCUUGAGUCCAGAUCUGCAGAGUAUGGAGCAGAUCAGGCGUAUCAUGCGGCCGACAGACGUACCUGAUCAGGGACUACUCUGUGAUUUGUUGUGGUCCGACCCCGACAAGGAUACCAUGGGCUGGGGGGAGAACGAUCGCGGAGUGUCGUUCACGUUUGGUGCCGAAGUAGUUGCCAAAUUCUUACACAAACAUGAUUUUGAUCUUAUAUGCCGUGCGCAUCAGGUCGUGGAGGAUGGUUACGAAUUUUUUGCCAAACGACAAUUAGUGACUUUGUUCUCGGCUCCGAAUUACUGCGGCGAGUUUGACAAUGCAGGUGCUAUGAUGUCUGUAGACGAGACCCUCAUGUGCAGUUUCCAAAUUUUGAAGCCGGCCGAUAAGAGGAAGUUCACUUACGGCGGCCUGAACGCGGGACGGCCGGUGACGCCGCCACGGGGAGCGAACAACAAGAACAAGAAGAAGUGAAAAGCCUCGUCUUUUCAAAUGCGACGCUUAGGAACUUACGACUGCUACUUUUCGACCCACCAUUUGUUGAGAUGUUAAGUUCUUGUAAGACAAAAAAAAGGAGAGAGAGAGGGAGGGAGGGAGAAGAACAGAGAACGAGAGAGAGGGAGUUAUAUAUAAUAAUAAUUAUUAUAAUUAUUAUUCUCAGUUAUAAUUAUCAUUAUUUUAUUGACUACACUUGAAGCCCGCAGAGAGUUAGAAUCAUAAAUGUGUCGAUCGGAAAAUCCGGAGAGGCGUUGCUCUUCACAGAAAUUGUCGAAAGUAGUAAAUGAUAGCGUUUGUAACUAUAAAUGUUAUUGUAUAAAAAAAAAACAUAGUAACGACGAAGCCAAUAUAUCGACGACGAGAGGUGAUUGUACGAUCGCAGCAUUCUCAAUAGUAAUUGCAAAAAGUAAGAGCGUAACGUACUUUGAUUAUAGUUCACUUCUAGCAUUCGUGAGUCAUGAUUUCUGUUGAUCCAUCGCUUGUAUCUACUCAUCAGCCUGUAAUUGUUAAUUUAUCGAAAUCUCUUGAUAGUUUUUGUGGUAUAACAGAGUCGACAAUUAUCGCGCACUGUCACAACAUAAUCCUUGCUUCACAUUAGCAUGUACCGUAUCAUUAACGAGAAUAUCGAUAUUCUAGUAAUAAACCAGCAAUCGUCUAGACUUAUUUCUCUAAAGUAUGAUAGAUAAUUACAUAGCUCGGUACUUCCGUAAGUUGCACAUGUUUGUAAACUGUAUAUCUAUUAUAUCUCGUACAUAUACUUUUAUAAAUAUACAUUUAUAUGAAUUAUAAAAAAUACACAGGGCAAAGAGAGAAGGAACGUUCUUCGUUCCAGGAAUAAGAAUCAGAACGUUGAAUGAAUAAACUAAUGUACAUUUGUCGUUUUGGUCUCCUAUUAGCCGACAGAAGUAAGUAUCGCGAUUAUUCGGCAGCAAGGCUUCUCUGGAUUAAUUACAAUGACUAUAUAGUCCGUAAACGUGGACGAGUAUUAAUUAAUAAAGUCGCAUUGUAUAGUCAGUCUAUGUCAUCACCGUAAAUAAGGUUCUAAUUUCGAAAUAAUACCAAAAGAAAAAAAAAAGUUACGAUCGGGAGUUUUUCUUUCCCAAUCACGAUCAUGAACGAGGAUAGUUCUCUCCUAAACGAAACAAAUCAUCGACACUAAUCUUCUAUGCUAAACUAAAAUACACUUGACGACACUUGAUUCAUUGAAA
Messenger RNA from Ooceraea biroi (clonal raider ant), 2416 nucleotides. RefSeq names its product serine/threonine-protein phosphatase alpha-2 isoform. NCBI's taxonomy places the organism in Eukaryota, Metazoa, Arthropoda, Insecta, Hymenoptera, Formicidae. The record is from RefSeq and is a predicted model, not a curated record. Gene Ontology annotation, molecular function: protein serine/threonine phosphatase activity. Gene Ontology annotation, cellular component: nucleus; cytoplasm.